Molecule: messenger RNA, 1233 nt
Organism: Bipolaris sorokiniana ND90Pr
Lineage: Eukaryota; Fungi; Ascomycota; Dothideomycetes; Pleosporales; Pleosporaceae
Exons: 1
Source: RefSeq, a predicted model, not a curated record
CCUACUGAUCUCAACCCUUCAGAUAGAGAACACUUUGAACUCUUCGGACAUAAUAUUGCCACAGUGGCUUCUGCUCUUCACGAUGAUGUUUCUGAAGUCACAAUAGAAUACAUGCGUGGGGGCUCUUACAAUAGAGUAACGGGUGUCAACAUCACCUCAGAACGUAGACGAACCAACCUUGAGUGGUUUGUCUCCACGUUUGGCUCCUAUCUCCCCACCCAGCUCACGGAGAUGCUCAAAGCACCAAAGGACACAGGAAUCUCGUACAUAGUUCGAAUUCCCCGUUUUAUCAACAAAGAAACGAUGAAUAUCAUGGCUCGCGAUGUCGCCAUUCUCAAAACCGUCGGAGCGCUUGUCCAACUGCCAGUUCCAAGGGUAGUACGGUACGAUCUGACAUUCCAAAAUGCCAUUGGAAAGCCGUACAUGAUCCAGACCCGUCUCCCAGGGAAAAACUUCUCUACACUGAUGAAAGAUGACUCUCUGAAUACAGAGCAGUUGCUGAGCAUCGCCGAACAAGUCUCUCAACUCGCUCCUAUCAUCGCUGCAGUUGAGGGACCAGGCGGCAAUAUAUCACUCUCUGCGCUCUCUUCCGACUCAAAAGACCUCCAUGUCGAGAGCCUCCACCUGCAGCACGAAGAACUCGGAGAUAGGAAUUUCAACUUGGCUGAACAUCCCCAGGACACAUUUGAGCACCUCAUCGAAACUUGUCGGCGCUGGAGCGAAGAUUGUACGGAAGACGGCCAGUCAUUCAACGAGAUCUGGCUCAACUUCGGUAUCAUCAUCAAGUCCCUCAAUACUCGUGGUUUCCUCAACGGACCAUGCGUGUUGGCUCAUCGAGAUCUCAUGCCAUACAACCUACUUGCAGAGAUUCGCAACGACACCCAAGUCCAGAUCACGGGCGUUAUCGACUGGGACUCGGCGACCAUGGCGCCCGAGUUCGUCGCCUACAAGGCACCGUUCUGGUUAUGGACAGAAGAUCACGUAGAUAGUGAUUUCGCUGACACAGAAGAAUGUGCAAACAUCGUCCCUGUUACUGAAGACGCCAAGACGAUCAAGCAGGUUUUCAUGGAGAAUGCGUCAGAGAAGUACAAGCACUUCGCAUUUGCUCCUGAAGCCAUCCUUGCUAGGCGCAUGUACGUUAUUUUGAAAGAGGGCAUUCCUAAGGACUGGCAUAUUGAGGAGGCGUGGAAGAUCGUUAGUGAGUGGCAUGCGCUUCACCCAGAAGAUGGGAUU